Aureobasidium pullulans EXF-150 is the source of this 1660-nucleotide messenger RNA. RefSeq lists its product as uncharacterized. The coding region runs from base 1 to 1203 and encodes 400 amino acids. Gene Ontology annotation, molecular function: inositol phosphoceramide synthase activity. Gene Ontology annotation, biological process: sphingolipid biosynthetic process; inositol phosphoceramide metabolic process. The record is from RefSeq and is a predicted model, not a curated record. The transcript has 3 exons. Gene Ontology annotation, cellular component: inositol phosphoceramide synthase complex. Lineage: Eukaryota; Fungi; Ascomycota; Dothideomycetes; Dothideales; Saccotheciaceae.
AUGGCAGACAAGGGAGAUGUUAACUUGGGAGGUGCGCAAUUUGCGUCGCACAAAUGGGCAGAGCCGGUCUUUGUUGUUUCGGUCAUGAUUGGUUCAUUGAUCAUCAAUCGUCGCAAAAACUUCAGUAUUCUUCGAGGAGACACCAGCCGAUCGGGAACUCUAUCACCUACCAGCGAGGGACGUCCAAUGUUGUCCGACGAUGAGCACGCGACAGUUCGUUUCCAGAAACGCAGCUGCUUUGGAAAGGAAUUCACCAUCCCGGAUACUUCGGCUUUUGGCAACAAUUUGCAUAGCAGAGUGCUGCAAAAGUUCCCCUUUUUGAUCGAAAUGUUCUACUGGGCAUUGAAUUACGCAGCCUACAGUUUCACAAAGGCAAUCGCUGCUUCAUUAUAUGCUACAAAGGACGGCGUCACGGAACUUGCUCAGGAGCAUGGCAUCAGCAUUCUCAACUUUGAGCAUGACUCUAUGUUUUCAAUCUUCUUUCCCAUCAAGGAAGUAGAUUUCCAGACCUUUUUCACCACCGGACAUCCGCUUGCAUUGACAUUUUUCAACCGUAUCUACUCAUUGGUACACAUUCCCGGAACUGUCACUUUCCUCUCCUGGUAUUACUAUGCCGCACCGGAUCACGCCGCUUUCGCUGUGGCCAGACGUACGAUGACACUGGGUAACUUUGCCGCUUUCUUCGUCUUCUGUUUCUACCCCUGUAUGCCACCACGUCUUUUGCCAGAAUCGUUCGGGUUCCACGACACGGUCCGUCAAGAGAACGCAGAGAGUGUUUGGGUAGGUGGCAAGAAUGUCAAUCAGCUUGCUGCCAUGCCUAGUUUGCACUUUACCUAUGCUUUCGUGAUCGGCUGCACAUUCAUCUAUCACUCUGGCAUCCACUGGCGUUCCGAGAACAAGGCUCUCCAGCAAUCAACUUUCGGCAGAUGUUUGUGGCUGCUGGCUGGACUCUGCUACCCAUUGUUGGUCUUGUCUGUCAUUGUUGCAACCGCCAACCACUACUACCUAGAUGCCGUGGUCGCUCUUUUCACAACAUCCCUUGCCUUCUUCAUCAACAGAAUUUGGAUGCUCCUACUACCUGCCGAAGGUAUGCUGCUCUGGGUCCUGCGUCUGAAGAAGCCCGUUCCCACCACCGGACAGCGCCUGCAAGGAGCCAAGAAGGUCAAGGAAGACGAGAGCGACUACCGCUAUGAGGUCGUUUAAGCGAUGGCCUGAUAAUCUGUCCUAUUCACCUAAUAAUGCCUUUGUAUAUCGAACCACUAUCUAUAAUAUCUUGGAUCACUUUCCAAAACUUUCCAGCUGUCUGAUCAGGAGUUAACAAACUACUGAUAAUACUCAUUUGAUUGACUUUCUCGUAUUUUCGCGAUGUUGAACCUCCAGCAGCAAUGAGCUCUCACGGGCAUGCGAAAAAUACUGAGUGUAGCCUAUUGCUUUGGAGGACAUGGGGGUUGUGCGCUUCUUCAAUCGCUCUCGAUAUCAGAGCCACAAUAUCAAUGGACACAUUAUUAUUGCUUUCGGGCUGCUCAAAAGUAGAAAGCCAAGUCGUGGAUCACCGCAGCAACAACAGAUUCUUUCCGGGGCGAUUGUGUAUUCAAAAUCUGAAGAUUAGAUUCUUGCUAGAGGUUCAUCGACGUUUUUGUAAUAAUGGCUUGAGUAGAGG